GCUCUCGGCGGAGAGUUAGAGGAGUUGCCGAGCUGGGCUCGGGCGGCAGCGGGGCGCGGAGCUGGGUGCGCGCCGAGCUGCUGCCUCCCGCCGCCUCCUCGCCCUCCAUUCCUGGUUCCCCGUCUUCUCCCGGCCACGCGGCCGCCGCUGCCGCCUCCCUGGGAAGGCAGCCGGGGGAGGGGACUGGCGCGGCCGGAGCCGCGGGGAGGUGCGGGGCGCCUGGGCGGAGGGAAGCGCGCCGGGCCCUGCCCGAGAUCAGAUAACAGCCGGAGGGGGAGGGGGCCGGCCACGCUCACUGUCGGACUGAGGGACGGACGCCAGCAGACCCGGCCCGACCGAGCGGCCGGGGGCGCCGUCCAGGCGCGCGCCCCCGACCGGUGGCUGGACCCGGGCGAUCCGCGCCAGGGACCGACGCGCCCCUCGGCAUGGAGCGCCCACUGGGGCUGCCCUGAGGCGGUGGCAGCAGAGGCGGCGAUGCAGCCAGCGCGGCGGCGGCCGCGGCCAGGAGCGGCCGCCCGGAGCUCGGAGGACACGGAGCGCGCCGCGCCCCGGCUGCUGACCGAGCUGUACGUUUUUCAAGCUUCAACUUAAUUUGAGUCUCAGACAUUUCCUGAGAAGUGUGCACAGGAGGGACACACAGCAGCCUGGGGCCAGAAAGACCACCAAAGAAAAGGCUGGCACACUUGCCAACAUGAAAUGUCUGCGAUGUUGUUUAUCAAAACCCAACACAAGUAAAAUAAAAGUUUCCAGAAUUCGAGCCAGAGGGAAGCCUCCUCCAUGAAGCCUCCCAAGAUUUUCCUAGGCCCCCUCCUGCUUCUGAGUGCCCCCGAAUGCUUCUUGGGCCCCUGCAACUGAGUGCUUGGCUUCUGCUCGUUUCAUCAGGGAGUGUCCCAGGAUGCUCUAGUGUCUGGAUCCUCCCCAGCUGGUGCCUGGGAAAUGGCAGCGACUGCUAAUUCAGCCUGGAAGACUGUCACUUGCCCACUCAGCACCAUCACUUAGAAGAUAGAAUUCAAGAGGAGCCGCCCGGCCAGGAGCCAGCCUGGGGGCGAGCUGGGGCGCCCCCACCCCCGGGAUGACUGCAGCCAGCCGGGCCAACCCCUACAGCAUCGUGUCGUCAGAGGAGGACGGGCUGCGCCUGGUCACCAUGUCGGGCGCCAACGGCUUCGGCAACGGCAAGGUGCACACGAGGCGCAGGGUCCGCAACCGCUUCGUCAAGAAGAACGGCCAGUGCAACAUCGAGUUUGCCAACAUGGACGAGAAGUCGCAGCGCUACCUGGCCGACAUGUUCACCACCUGCGUGGACAUCCGCUGGCGCUACAUGCUGCUCAUCUUCUCCCUGGCCUUCCUUGCCUCCUGGUUGCUGUUCGGCAUCAUCUUCUGGGUCAUCGCCGUGGCGCAUGGCGACCUGGAGCCGGCCGAGGGCCGGGGCCGCACGCCCUGCGUGAUGCAGGUUCACGGCUUCAUGGCGGCCUUCCUCUUCUCCAUCGAGACGCAGACCACCAUUGGCUACGGGCUGCGCUGCGUGACGGAGGAGUGCCCCGUGGCCGUCUUCAUGGUGGUGGCGCAGUCCAUCGUGGGCUGCAUCAUCGACUCCUUCAUGAUCGGCGCCAUCAUGGCCAAGAUGGCGCGGCCCAAGAAGCGGGCGCAGACGCUGCUGUUCAGCCACAACGCCGUGGUGGCCCUGCGGGACGGCAAGCUCUGCCUCAUGUGGCGCGUGGGCAACCUGCGCAAGAGCCACAUCGUGGAGGCCCACGUGCGUGCGCAGCUCAUCAAGCCCAGGGUCACGGAGGAGGGCGAGUACAUCCCGCUGGACCAGAUCGACAUCGACGUGGGCUUCGACAAGGGGCUGGACCGCAUCUUCCUGGUGUCGCCCAUCACCAUCCUGCACGAGAUCGACGAGGCCAGCCCGCUGUUCGGCAUCAGCCGGCAGGACCUGGAGACGGACGACUUCGAGAUCGUGGUCAUCCUGGAGGGCAUGGUGGAGGCCACGGCCAUGACCACCCAGGCCCGCAGCUCCUACCUGGCCAGCGAGAUCCUGUGGGGCCACCGCUUCGAGCCCGUGCUCUUCGAGGAGAAGAGCCAGUACAAGAUCGACUACUCGCACUUCCACAAGACCUACGAGGUGCCCUCCACGCCCCGCUGCAGCGCCAAGGACCUGGUCGAGAACAAGUUCCUGCUGCCCAGCGCCAACUCCUUCUGCUACGAGAAUGAGCUGGCCUUCCUGAGCCGCGACGAGGAGGACGAGGCGGACAGAGACCAGGACAGCCGCAGCCGAGACCGGCUCAGCCCCCAGGCCAGGCAUGACUUCGACAGACUGCAGGCGGGCGGCGGCGCCCUGGAGCAGCGGUCCUACAGGCGGGAGUCAGAGAUCUGAGGCCGCUCAGGUGCAGCGUCCCCCCACCCCCGCCCAGGAGGGGCCAAGUUGCCCUCCGUGGGGGCCCCCAGGGUUUGAGCUGAACCGGGGGCCACGUGCCCCAGGUUGCAGACUCAGUAGCAUUUUAGUUGCUUUAUGUUUCUUCGCGGUGGCCUCGGAAGGUGGGCAGGAGAGUGGGCAUCCAGAGCGGGUGGCCCCGGCUUCAGAGCCAGUGCAGGGAGGUGGCAGGGAGGUGGGAGCCAAGGGCUUCUGCCUGAAGACAGAGCUGCAGCUUGCCUGCAAGUGGCUGGGCGGUGGGCGCAGCCUCCGCCGUGGGAGGCUGCAGGCUUUUAACUUGGGGAGAAACACCGGGUUUCAGCUUUCUCAACCUUAGCUUGGGAAAGACUGUUUACAAAACAAAACAAAAAAAGUAACGUGAUUGAAAAAAAAUUUUUUUAAUUCUUGGGGGGCAAAAAUGACAAUUAGAAUUCCAUGAGUCUGCUGGGAUGCAGCAACUGGCUGGGAGCUCCAGAAGGUUCCCGAGGAGGAACUGGCCUCUCCCCUGGGUAGGGGCACAGCCCCUAGGGCAAGCUCGGUGCUCGAGGGCCUGCACUUCCAAUGGGGGCAGACUCGGUUCUGUUUGUGACAGAGAAUCCAAGACCAUGUUAACGAUCAUAAUAAAAGCUUUCUACUGUCACUAGGGUGGAGGGUGGGGGCUGGGAAGAAACUGGUUUGAGGUUUUUGAGUUUGACUUUGUACCUUAGAGGUGCGUCUCAGGGCCAGGUACGGGACCUGCUGUCGAGGGUUCACCCCCACCCUGAUUCUCACAUUUCGCUUCUCUCUCCAUUCUGCCCGGGGCCUCCACCCCUGCCCCGUGGGGGGCAGCUGGGAACCACGGGAGUGGAUGGCUCCUCGCACAGGGAAGUCAGGAUCCCAGACUCAGAGCAGUGGGUCAGCCCUGUCCCCGCUGGGCCCACAGGUGAGUCGUGCCUUAGAGACUCCAGGUGUCCUGCUUGAGUUGUCCUGUUCUUUUUGGGCUCUCUCGUCUUUCCCCACCCCCACUGCUGAAGCCCCUGCCAGCCCCUCUGUCUGUCUUGGGAAGCCAGCAGCACGGGGGAGCCCCGGCCGCACACAGCCAGCCCUGGUCUGCUGCUGAGUGGCAGGGGAAAGAUCUUAGGGAAGGACAGGGAUGUCACGCCUCCCACCAACUGAGAUGCUAGGGAGUGUCCCCUCAUUCAAAGCUGAAUUGAGAAACUGGCCAUGGGACAAAUAAUUCCUUCCUGCUAAGACUUGAGGGCCUUUCCUGCACCCCUGCCCCCACAGUCCAAGCACUGUGGCUUCUUGUCAGGAAGAGGCUCGUGUCACUGGCUGUUGGCUCUGCCGGCCGUCCUGUUCUUGGCAGCUGGUGGGGCCAGGCCUCUGCUGAGGAAGCCCACUCUCCCUGCACUGGGCCCUUGCGAAGGCCGUGUCUCCUGCUCUAACACAUAGACAGCUCAGAACCAAGAGGCAGCAAGGACUCUCUGGCCCAAGUGGGGAAACUGAGGCAGAGAACACAAGGGGACAUACAAAGUCACAAAGUGCGUGGGUGGGGCAGGGUGACAGGGAGGGGCUUUGGCCUAGGGUGGGGCUCCUGCCUCUUCCCUCCUCCUCUUCCCCAGCCACAGCUGGAGGCCUCGCCCGAGGGUGGGGCCAUGGGGGUCUAGACCCGGCUGCCAAGGCUGUCAGUGGGACGGCCCAGAGACACCCACACCCCAUGCCCUGAGGAGGCCUGACUCCAUACCGCUCCAGCCUCAGACCCCACUGGCACGUCACCUCUCAGGAUCUGCCGGCAGGCUCGGCUCUUUCCCGCUCCGGGCCUGGCCCUUGCCAGAAGCCUGGCCGGCCCUCCCUGCCGCGGCUCUGGGCGCUGUGGUGGAGUGGGUGCAUGAGCACUCGGUGCUCUUCCACCCCACCGACGGCCAGGCUCAGGGAGGGCGGCCCGGGCACUCGGUGCCAGAGUAGAGGCCCGAGCCCGCGCUGCCCUUGCGGGGCGGGCGGCCAGGCUCCUGCUCCUCCGUCCAGAGCAGGGCCCUGGCCUCAGGUCCCCAGGCCGCCCCAGCCCUCUCUGCGGCCUGGUGCGCUCGCCUCUCGGGCCCUGGCAGGAGCGCAUCCCGACCCCUUUCAUCACGCCAAAGGCAGGCAGAUGCUGUGUUUUCAAACUCUUCUGCCCUCUUUCUUCCUUCCCCGGUAUUUGAUUAUUUAUUUAUCUAUCGCUCGUGCUAAAGACCAAAAUAGUCUCCCUCUUUAGUGCACCUGAAGCGGGAGGGCAGGUGGGAAGAGCCAAGAGCAGGAAGACUUGACCCCGGGGAGGGUGCAGCCAUGCAAGUGCUCGCCCUGGCCUGCCCGUGGUGGCGCGGUGUGCACGCGCAGCUCUCCACUGUGCGACUGCGUGGGAACGCAGAUACGUGAUGUGUGCGUGUGCAGGUAGUUGCGUGUCCGUCUACCCACAGGCGUGUCUGUGUUCGUGUGUUCUAUGUGGGGGCUGGGCGCCCAGCCGUCAGGUUGGAUGCUGGCUACAGACGCUGGCACGGUUGAGCCCAGCAGCUCCCAGCCUGUGCCCGAUUGUGCGUGUCGGUGUGUGACUGGAGCUUGUGUCCCGGGGGGAGGCAUCUGGAGGUGAGCACGUAUGCCUGGGUCAUGUGUAGGAGGCCGUGUGUGUGUCUGCGUGAACACAUGUAUGUGCAUGUGUGUGCGUGUGGGGGGCCACGGUGGCGGACAUCGUGUGCACCUUGGGCUCGCUGCUCCCAGCAUGGUGGCCGCGCCCCGAGCUUCUGCUGGUGCUGUGCCCCGGGUCCCCGCCCGACGGAGGGUCCUGGGGGCGAGGAGCCUCUGUCGGGAGGCCCUGCACUGGGUGUCUGCCCUGCGUGAGUCACAGAAUGUCAAAUCUACUUUAAACGGUAAAACCGGAGAAUUUUCAUGUUAUUUUCAAUUCAUAGCAGUAUCUAAAGACUUAGGCGAUGAGACUAGACCACAUUAAAUGCAUUUUGAUCUCUUUAA
This is a messenger RNA of Microcebus murinus (gray mouse lemur), 5389 nucleotides long. The record is from RefSeq and is a predicted model, not a curated record. Lineage: Eukaryota; Metazoa; Chordata; Mammalia; Primates; Cheirogaleidae.